UUAUAGGAACAGUUCAACCUCGAACUGUAUCCAACUCAACGGUGCGCCCAUACUUGUGUUUCAUUAGUCGUUCAUGGAGAAUGGCCGUGCAGGGACCUAUGCUGUGGCUCUCGGUUCACCCGUGUCGAGGGCUCGUGGACGAGAAGAUCAAGGUCCUGGUCCAGCACGCGGCUCCGGUUCAACGGCUCACGGUGCACACGCUCUUCCGCUCGGAGGACGGGGAUGACUGGGAGGCGUUCGGUCACUAUGUCAGCGACUCCGCCGGGGCGGUGGACGUGAGUGAAGAUGUGUGUCUGGGCGGGACCUACAGUGGUCACGAGCCCAUGGGCCUGCUGUGGAGCCUCCGGCCAGUUCCAGGGAGCAGACCCAGCCUCAGGUUCAGGAAGAAGGACACUGGGACGCCCAUGCUGGUGACCAUCUCCCUGCACCAGGGCUUCCUGAGCGACUCCUUCACAGAGAGGCUGCCUCUAGCUAGCAGGGUGGUGGAGCGCUGGUACAUGGCCCCCGGGGUCCGCAGGGUGGAGCUCACAGAGGGUGGGGUCACCGGAACCCUCUUCUUGCCUCCAGGUCCGGGGCAGUUUCCUGCGGUGCUGGACCUGCCAGGCGGUGGCAGGAGUCUGCCGGAGGCCCGUGCAGUGCUGCUGGCGUCACAUGGCUUCGUGACCCUCGCCCUCAACUACCUGAACCCCAGGAGGACAGCAGGGGGUGAAUACCAUGUGGGCAACGACUACUUCCAGACAGCGUUCUCUGUCCUUCAGACCCACCCCCAGGUGAUCAGGGAGCGUAUCGCUAUCGUGGGCCUGUCCUUUGGUGCCUCCAUGGCUCUGGGUCUCUCUGUUUAUUCCCCCACAAUAAAGCCCAGUUGCUUGGUGUCUAUCAGUGGGAGCCAUGUCCAGCCAGCAGGGGGGUCCCUUGGGGAUAUUUUUGCUGAGUUCAAAAAGAAUGAAAAGAACACCCGCUACGACGAAGAGAAAAGAGUGAUCUGGCACGACCUGCUGCUGCCCAUUCCCAGCAACCCCAGCAAGAAGGUGGAUGUGGGACAGCUCUGCUGCCCCCUGCUGCUCAUAGUGGGGGAGGACGACCAGAACUGGCCUGCUGAGGAAUCUGCGAGUGACAUGAAGGAGAUGAUGGAAAUGUCAGGUAACGGUCACCUGCUCACUGUUCUGUCCUACCCUGACACUGGUCACCUAAUCGAACCCCCCUACAGCCCCCACUGCCGUUCCAGCAACUUCAUUAAUGCAGAGUCCAGAGAGAAAUUUGUAGUUCUGUGGGGUGGAGAGGUGGCAGCACACUGCCACGCCCAGGAAGAUUCCUGGUGGAAGAUUCUGGACUUCCUUAAGAAACACCUGUACUAUGGCCCGCAGUCUGACAUCACUUCCUGUACCUGAUCUAAUUUGGGACCAGUCUACAUGCCCAUUGGUUUUACAAUUAUAGAUGUAAACAAAAUCUUAUUUCAUGCUGCAGUUUGAUUCCUGAUCUUGUGACCGUUAUGCUUUUGUAGCAUUCAAGCUUGAUAUUAAUGUAAUUGUUUAAGCUAGGGUCUGCAAAACCAGCGUAUGCUUGUUAUUUAAAGCAUCCAAAUGGAAUACCUCGUAAUUUUCCAUCAUGAAUAACAAUCUAUAAUAAUUUACAUCUGAACAACAAAAAGGCAAGUAUCAAAUGUGGUAGAAAAACAUUUAAAUAUAAAUGGAGGCAUAAACUGAGCCUAUAAAAUACCGAA
Gadus morhua (Atlantic cod) is the source of this 1720-nucleotide messenger RNA. It is a transcript of the gene acot19, whose product is annotated as acyl-CoA thioesterase 19. The coding region runs from base 81 to 1388 and encodes 435 amino acids. Gene Ontology annotation, molecular function: fatty acyl-CoA hydrolase activity. Gene Ontology annotation, biological process: acyl-CoA metabolic process; fatty acid metabolic process. The record is from RefSeq and is a predicted model, not a curated record. NCBI's taxonomy places the organism in Eukaryota, Metazoa, Chordata, Actinopteri, Gadiformes, Gadidae. The transcript is spliced from 10 exons.